Daldinia caldariorum is the source of this 2432-nucleotide messenger RNA. RefSeq lists its product as uncharacterized. NCBI's taxonomy places the organism in Eukaryota, Fungi, Ascomycota, Sordariomycetes, Xylariales, Hypoxylaceae. The record is from RefSeq and is a predicted model, not a curated record. Gene Ontology annotation, molecular function: protein binding. The transcript has a single exon. Bases 347 to 1786 code for a protein of 479 amino acids.
GGGAAGCCGGAUGACUCAGCAGAGGAAUCUGUAGGCUGCAGCAAGCUGAGCACAAGCCUUGCAAUCUGGGUUGAUUUUGUUUUUAUGAGACGAUGAUGAGAUGGUUAGUUUCGUCAUAGUCCAUCGGUUCGUCUUUUUACCAACUAGGUAUUUCCUAGUGUAUGAUCCCAGAUGAGAUCGACUAAUAAGUAUCCCUUCUAUAUACUUUCGACGACCUUCUUACAACUUAUCGAACGCUCUCCUGCAUAAAUCUGAAAAUACAGAAAAUACAUCAUAAUAUCCCGCUAUUUCCAGCACAUCCCUCUCUACUAAGCCAGGCAGAAUCCCUAAUACGGAAUUAUCAAACAUGGAUUCCCUACCCGAAGAAAUCCUCAUCGGGGUCAUGGAUAAACUGGACCCCAAGUCCGACAUGUCCACCAUCCUCAGCCUGCGCGGGGUCAGUCGAAAGUGGUGCCGCGUCGCGAGUCCGUACGUCCACAUCGCCGUGCAGAACUACCAGCCCCGGGCCGCCACAACCUUCUGGAACUUCCACCGAUCUACCGAUCUGCUGUGCUAUCUCUGCUGGAAGCUCGCCCAGAAGCCUCACCUCUCCCACUUUGUCAAGGAGGUCGCUUCCCGCCCCUGGAAAGACACCCGCUGGAAAUCGGCCGUUACCAGGGCAGACUUGUGCGCCCGGUACCGCGAGGCGCUCGCUGGCGCUGGGCCCGGCGUCCCUGACGACGUGAAGGAUGCUAUCGUCGCGGAGAUGCUGUACGAUAUCGGCGAUGCCUUGCUUGCGUUCGUGCUGAUUCUGUGCACGGACAUCGAGAUCCUCAUGAUCCCGGCUCUCGAUAGGGGAUGCGGGCCGCGGACAAGGCAGGUGCUCCGAUGCGCGCACGAGCAGCUCGAGAACCCGCUGCGAGACGGCCCGGAGGCCAUGCUUAGCGCUCUCCGACACGUCCAGCUCGGCGACUACGUGAACGGUCUAGGCCUAGCCGACGCCUUGGAUCUCCUCGCCCUGCCGAAGCUGCAGCAUCUCGAGCUGGGCAACCUGGGAGACACGACCGUUGACGGCAGCCAGCCGUUUCCGCCUUUCCCCGAGCACCCCAAAUCCUAUCUCCGGAACCGAGGCCCCGUCGACAUCACCCUCGAGUCGUGCCGCCUUAGCAGCAGGGGUCUCACCACGCUGCUCGCGGCGUGCGGCAACACGCGCUCGCUCUUCGUCAAGAUGCGGGCCGGGAACGCGCGGCCCUCGCGCGCGCCGUGUUUCGCCGAGCCUCUGGAGCGGUACGGCCAGAGCCUCGAGUUUCUCUACUUGGACACGACGGCCUUCGAAGAGGGGCUAGCGGCUCUAGAGUUCAAUCCCAACCUCAACCCCAACCCCAAUUCCAAUUCUAAUUCCAAUCCGGGCUCGGAAUCGUCGUUGUCGCCGUCCGCGCGCCUCCUCCGCGCCAUAUCCUCGCUCAACACCAACCUGCGUUUCCUGGCGCUGCCCCGCGCCGACUUCGAGACGCCCGAGGUCCUGGGCGACGCGCUGCCGGCCUCGCUGCGCGAGCUGCUGGUCCUGGACGAAGACGCGGAACUAGACCUAGAAGAAGACGAAGACGAAGACGAAGACGGGGACGGGGACGGUUACCGCGCCCUGGGGCGCGGUUUGGUCGCCCCGGCCCUGGAGCGCGUCGCGUGCCAGCUCGCCGCUCGUCACGCCGAUAUCAGCGGCAUAUACGACGGCUGCUUGCGCGAUAGGAAGUUGCCUGGUACCUGGGUGUUGAGAAGGUAUUCGUGCACGGUGCUCGUGAUGAAGUGAGGUGUGGCAUUUGUGUGUGUGUGUGUGUGCUGCUUGUGGAGUCUGGGGUGACAUACAUACCUCCUAUAUAGGUAUGAUAGACGAGAUUGUCUUACCUUGUCUUGGCUUCUCUUACAUAUAAAAUGACGAGUUUUAAUGUGGAUAAGGGAAAGGAAAGAGAGAAUAGAGACGGAGAGGGAUGAAGGUAUGCUACAGCUGAUAGUAACAGUAUUAAUGUGGCUCAAGCUACUGCUUUGUAUUAUUAUGUAUUAUAAUUAUGAUGGUGAUGACAGCGAUGGAUGGGUCCUUUACAGCAGCUUGUUUUCGGUUGGCUCUUGGGUGGUCAUCUAUCUCAACGGAACAAAUUCCUGACCUAGAUAGGUAGUUUCUAGGUAUCAGGUACAUGAAGUAUAUACAUGGAAAAAAGAAAAAGAAAAAAAAAAAAGGAAUGAAAAUAAUCUCCCAAGACAAUCGCGCGUUAUUAUGAUGCAUCACGGUACAUGUUUACGUUGUGGUCAGUUUCAUCUACAUAGCCCAGCGUCUCGAGACAACUCUGUGAUCACCUUCUAUUAAGCCUUUAGUGGCGCUCAUGGCAUUAUAAUAGAACCAUACGGGUUACAUGUAUUCUCAGAUUAUGAUCACCAUUUUUUCAACGCAGUAAGUCAAG